This is a messenger RNA of Paramacrobiotus metropolitanus, 2870 nucleotides long. RefSeq names its product acid ceramidase-like. The transcript has 3 exons. Gene Ontology annotation, cellular component: lysosome. Bases 201 to 1379 code for a protein of 392 amino acids. Gene Ontology annotation, molecular function: fatty acid amide hydrolase activity; N-acylsphingosine amidohydrolase activity. Gene Ontology annotation, biological process: fatty acid metabolic process. The record is from RefSeq and is a predicted model, not a curated record. Lineage: Eukaryota; Metazoa; Tardigrada; Eutardigrada; Parachela; Macrobiotidae.
UUAAAAUUUGUAAUAAUUUUAAGAAUAGUGUUAUUCCUUACUGUUGUUGUACUUAUAUUAUUUUUUCAUUUUAUGGUGCUAGUCAGCUGAUUUCUGAACUACUUAUCUUUUCUGCUAUCAUCGUUCUGCUUUGUUGCAAUUGUUGUAUCAGAAAUUACUGCCUUAUCGGACAACAGGCAUCUGUUAUUGGAUUUGGCAGAAUGGCUCGCAAACAACUGCUUUUGUUAUUCACGGCAUUCUGCGCCGUGUCCGCGCAGUUUCCUCCCUACGUGGAGGAUUGUCGCCAUGGCACGUAUCCCCCAGCGGAUGCGCCCUACCGUCCCGUUAACGUCCCCACCUACCAAAUCAAUCUAGAUCUUCCUGGCGAGAAACGCUGGACGGAACUGGCGACAGACAAGGCUCAGGAGAUGCGCGAUCUGAUAGCUGUCAUCAAGAGUCUCGUAAACAGCUUCUCCGGUGGACUGAUCAUUGACAUUGUCGACCGUGAUCUGCCCAAACUGAUGAGCGGCCUUCCCGAUAUCGCCGUUGCCGAGAUGACGGGCAUCGCACAGGCCUCCGGUGUUCCCUUGGGAGAAGUCUAUCUGUACAAUUUAUUUUACGAAUUCAACGCCCUCUGUACGUCCAUCGUCAGCGAAGACCCAUCAGGUGAAAUCUACCAUGCACGCAAUAUGGAUUUUGGACUGUUUAUGGGCUGGGAUGUGCAUAACGAUACAUGGCUGCUGACGGAAAAACUCCGCCCCCUGGUGGUCAAUGUGGAGUUUACGAAAAAUAACCAGACGGUAUUCAAGGGUGUCAAUUUUGUCGGGUAUAUUGGUAUUAUCACCGGGAUGAAGCCGCAGAAAUUCUCCUUGACGGUGAACGAGCGAUACAGCUUGAAAGGAUCGGGUCUAGCUGGAAUUCUGAAAUGGAUUCUGGGAACGCAUACGGGCAACUGGAUGGGUUUCUUGACCAGAACGGUGUUCGAAACUGUGGACACCUUCAGCGACGCCAAGAAUAUCCUCUCUACGAAGCAGCUGAUUGGGCCCAUCUAUUUUAUCCUCGGUGGAGUGGAAAGCGGAGAGGGUGCUGUUAUUACGCGCGCUGCCGACAAGGCUUUGGAUAUUUGGAAUCUUAACAUCACAAACAACACAUGGUAUAUUCUGGAAACCAACUACGACCACUGGAAGAAGCCACUGUUUAUUGAUGACCGUCGAACCCCGGCCAUGAAAUGCAUGAACACAAUGGGAAGGGCUAAUGCCACGCUGCCGAACAUUUUCGAUGUGUUGAACACAAAGCCCGUGCUUAACAAAUUAACCGCGUACACCACCUUGAUGCACGUGAAAACCGGACAAAUGGAAACUUAUCUGCGUUAUUGUAGUGAUCCAUGUUGGCCGUGGUAAUCAGUAGCUGAAUGUGUGUUUGCGGGCAGCAGAGAUUAGCUUUCUUUUAUACAAGAUUAUGUACUUCAUUCCUGUGACUGUCUGGUGUCUUUCAUCUCUUGUUAUCUAGAAGUUUUGAUUAGAAAUUAUUGUUGUUUUUGAAUAUAUAUAUAGAACGCGACGUUUUCAUCGUGACAGUGCACGAAUUAAGCAAAAUUUCCAAUCACCCGCGGAAGAUGUGUGCUUUUUAUUGCACACGUUCAAUGUAUUUUACAUAUAUGCCACACAUUUGCAUUAUCCCGGUUGUUCUGACAAAAAGACAACUCGAGAUGCAUUCCUCGAAAUCCAAUGAUGAAACGUUUUUUGUAAAAAUUCGUUACUUAUAUGUUCUUCAAGUUGAAUUUUGGUAAAAAGAUCUUUUAAAACAUUUCUGCGCCGAUUGUGUUGACAAGAUCCCAAGGAGGUUUGAAAAUUUCAGAAUUGCUGCGAAAUGACAUAAUUCAGUGCGUAUGAUCGCACAGUUUAGAUAGGCGGAAUUUUGUUUUCCCUCGAAAACUUACUUGGAAUUUCAGACCAUUUAUGUAGUUUUGUACCCAGGAAAAUCCCAAACAGAAGGCAACUACGAUAAAAUCUGAUGUCGGCACACAUGUUGUGUUAUCAGUUCCGCUGCUGGUGUAAUUUACUGCUACAUGUGAUUCGAUAUUAGCCAAGUCAGAUUUAAUUAAAGUAUCUGUACAGCUAUAAAAGAAACUUGAAGUGCUUUAUGUUUCGUCAAACACAAGCACUAGUGCUGAUACCAAAUUCGUGCUGCAUCCUCGUUUUUGGAUUCUAUUAAUUUGUGAAAUAGAGUAUUGCCGCGCCAGAUCCAAGUUUACUGCUUUACGACCAAAAUGUUUGCCCCACGUUUUACUGGAAUUCUGGUAACGAUUGCCCUGUUGUUAAUACAUCUCACUUACGGAAAUGUUGCAACUUGGUAUAGAAGUGCCGGUAUUGCCAGCCAUUCUUUCCACACCGCAGAUACUUUUGCUCAUCAUUUCCGAAAAUUAUUAAGCAAACGGGAUCUAAGCACAGUGGCUAAUAAUAAAGCCGCGGAUGGUGGAAUGGGCUCCACGGGUAUCAGUACCGGUUUGGGCUUUCAGUCGUCCAGUUCCGGUAAAGGAUCAGCCAUGACGAAAACGGGAGUGCUGUUGCGGGGGGCCGAUGCCACGUCCGACUCGACCCAGAUAUUCAUGGCUCAUUCGGAUGCCAAUACCAACAGCAAAAAUGCGGAUGUUCAUAGCAGUAGUGCGGGCUCAUCCUCACCUGUUGCACUGCCGUCCAAAACCUGAAAGGCUGUACAGUCUGUACAGAAUUUUGUACAUUUUUAUGUUUUCUGUUGUAUAUUGCCAUGCGAAAGUCUUCUUCCUGAUGUAUUAUUAAUUGUGCAGAGUAAUCUUAUGCUUAAUUACGAAUACUAUAGCUCUGAAUCUGAAUGCGUGUUGCACUGACUUUAAAAAUAGCCUACGAAAAAUG